GACCCAUAACUAUUUAAGGCCACAAACCCUAUACGUAUCUUCAUAUCGCAUAGCAUUCUAUCAUGGAAGGAUCAAGAUCACCAAUAGCAGUCGAGGUUGAUAAUCAAUAUUCACAACUUGGUCUUGUUCUUCCUGCAAGAAGAAUGCAACUUCUCCUGGAGCAGGUCACCCAAAUUCUUCCUCUAAUCCCACAAGAACCAAACACAAAUAAUCUACAAGAAGCAAAUCAUCAUAUGCCAUUAACUUUUGAUGAGUUCUUGAAAUCUUUGGAGGAAGAUAAAUUUAGAGAAGAAUAUGUGCCUUCUUAUGGUUAUGUGGAAACAAGUAAAAUCUCAUUGAAGAGGAAAAGGGAAUCUCAAAAUUUAGGUGAUUUUGAGAAUAUCAGUACAACCUCAGAAUCAAACGAAACAAUCUUGAAGAUUUUGGAAGAAUCUUACAAUAAUCUCCUUAACAUGUCUGAAGUGGAACACAAAGAAGGAACUACCAAAUAUGAUGCAGAAUUGAGAAGAGCAACUGAAGAGUUUAUGAAAAAUUCAUAUGAUAAUCUCCUCAAUGGGGUUUCAGAAUCAUCCAAAGGAUCCAUAGAGAAAGACUUCGAUGAGCUACUGCUGAAGCCUAUAGAGAAAGACUUUGAUGAGUUACCAUCAAUUUCAGGAUCCAUAGAGAAAGAGAUUGAUGAGUUAGUGCUGAAGUCUAUAGAGAAAGACUUAAAUGAGUUACCAUCACUUUCAGGAUCCAUAGAGAAAGACAUUGAUGAGUUACUGCUGAAGUCUAUAGAGAAAGACUUUGAUGAGUUACUGAUGAAGGACUUGCCUAGUUCGCUAAUCAUAGGGGGAAAUUUCACUGAAUCACAUAAUUUAUGUAGUAGUUGGGAACCUCAUCUUAAAUAUUAACCUUGGUUGAUAAUUGUUUUCUAGCACACAGAAAUGCUAACUGAUAUCCAUAUAAAUGUGGAUUUUAAAUUUUGGUUAU
Hevea brasiliensis (rubber tree) is the source of this 972-nucleotide messenger RNA. RefSeq lists its product as uncharacterized. NCBI's taxonomy places the organism in Eukaryota, Viridiplantae, Streptophyta, Magnoliopsida, Malpighiales, Euphorbiaceae. Bases 63 to 893 code for a protein of 276 amino acids. The record is from RefSeq and is a predicted model, not a curated record. The transcript is spliced from 4 exons.